UUGGUUUGUUGUGCUCUUUUGCAUCGAUCAUGGCUGCAGAGGGCGAUUUUCUGGCGAGAUACCGUGCCGUUUCAAAUAAACUGAAAAAACGUUUUCUCCGGAAGCCCAAUGUAGCAGAGGCGAGUGAGCAGUUUGGUCAGUUAGCCAAGGAGCUGAAGCAGCAGGACUGCCUGCAGUAUGCCGCCUUCUGUAACCUGGCAAUGGCUCGGUGUGAGCAGACUCUGUUUAAUGCGCCUGGAGAGGCUUUGGCGUUAACCGAUGCCGCCCGCCUAUUUCUCUGUUCUGAGAAGGAGAACCGGGCGCUGCAAGCCCCGGGCUUUGACGAGCACCUUCAAGCGGCUCUCAACUGCUACAGUUUUGCUGUCAAGGUGCACAUUGAGAUGAACCAGCCCGUGAUGGCAGCCAGCCUGUGUCUCGAACUUGGCAACGCUCUCAAGGAGAUGAACAGACCAGGAGAGGCCAUCGUUCACUUCCAGAGGGCAGCCGAGCUGCAAACGCAGACGCCAGUUGAAGCUCUGCUGUCAAUGGGAGAAAUGGCCACAUGUAAAAUUCUCACCCGUGACUACGACGGUGCUCUGUCGGUGUUCACAGAGAUGCAGCUGACGUGCCAGGAGAGAGGCCUGCAGCUACCGGGCAUCAACACCCCUGUUGGGGCAUUUUUGGACAUUGUCGCAAAAUGUGAAAUAUCCAGAGUUCUACUGCUGAUGCUGCUUGAGCCCCCCCCUCAGAAGUUGUUACCAGAACAUGCCCAGACCCUGGAGAGAUACGCAUGGGAGUCUUUUGAUCCUCACAGCCAAGUGACCUUCCUGCCUGAGAAUGUUUUCCUGCUCCUGCAGUCCGUAGUGAUGGCGUGUCAGGAGAAAGACACGGAAUCCCUCAAGUCUCUUCAGACUGAGCUUUGGCCGUUUCUGACUGCAGAGCAGAAUCAUCUUCUCCACCUGGUGGUUCAGGAGCGCAUCACGCCGUCUGGCCAAGGCAUUUAGUCUGAAGGUUUUACUCACUUCCUCUGGGAGCGAUACUUUAUAGAAUGGAACAUUCCUGUUUCUGACUGGGUCUGUUGUAAGGCCCGAGGACUUGUUGUUCUCACAGCCUCAGUGUUGCAACUUGCACUGAGGGCAUUUUGUUGGAGUGCGUGUUGCUUUUGUCAUUGUAGUUAUUUUUUAAUUGUAAUUCAAAUGAAUUUGAAUGAAAUCUUGUGUGCACAGAGCUGGACCUAUCAAAACAUAUUUAUUAUGCAACAGUGACUUUUUUGUUGCAUUUACAGCAAUUUAAUAGAUGAAACACAAAGGCCGUUGUUAUAAUUUGUUUUAUUAAAUGAUAUGGCUUGAAUUCCAAUGUAAUUACAAAAAAAACCUAUUGCAUAGUUUUGCAUUAUGGUAAAAUAAAACAACAUUGACCUCCAUCCUGGUUCACUAAAUUGUCACAUGUACACAUUGCAUGUACUUUUAUUAUGAUAGCAGCCAACUACAGACACAAAUUAAACGUAAAAGAAAUACAAAAUGUUACAAAAAUAUAAUGGUUACAAUGUACAUGGAUAAAAAAAAGGGAAACACUAUACUUCAGUUGUAAAAUGAGGAUACAUGAUUAAAACUACUUGUGCUGUA
Molecule: messenger RNA, 1604 nt
Organism: Pseudoliparis swirei
Lineage: Eukaryota; Metazoa; Chordata; Actinopteri; Perciformes; Liparidae
Gene: f8a
Product: coagulation factor VIII associated
Exons: 12
Coding region: 30-983 (317 amino acids)
Biological process (GO): vesicle cytoskeletal trafficking
Cellular component (GO): early endosome
Molecular function (GO): protein binding
Source: RefSeq, a predicted model, not a curated record